AAAGAAUCUUGAUGAUAAAAUCUAUUUUUCUUACACACGCCAACUUUAUUUCCUUCUCUCUGUUAGAUCUGAACCAUUUGGUUUUGAGUAUCCUGUUUUAUUCCACGGUCAACGUGUCUUCCGGAAAUGGCAAAAAGCUUCAACCCAUGUUCUGUAACCCAAAUCGCUCUGGUUUCGUUGUUAUGCUUCAUCUCUCUUUUUAACCUCCCUCAAACUAAGGCCCUUUGGUUAACUCUCCCCAGUUCAGGAACUAAGUGCGUGUCCCAGGAAAUCCAAACACAUGUUGUCGUUUUAGCCGAUUACUAUGUUGUUGCUGAUAAUAUCAAGGGUCAUCCACUUCCUACUAUUUCUGCCAAGGUAACAUCUCCAUAUGGAAAUAAUCUUCACAACAAUGAAAAUGUCACUCAAGGCCAAUUUGCAUUUACAACUACUGAGAGUGGGAGCUACGUAGCAUGCUUUUGGAUGGAUAGUAAAAAUGUAGAUGGUACCUCAAUCAGCCUUGAUUGGAAAACUGGAAUCUCUGCCAAAGAUUGGGACGCCGUUGCAAAAAAAGAUAAAAUUGAGGGAGUUGAACUUGAGCUAAGGAAACUUGAUGGAGCAGUGGAAGCCAUUCAUCAAAAUCUGAUAUAUUUAAAGAAUAGGGAAUCGGAAAUGAGGGAAGUUAGUGAAGCAACUAAUGGGAGAGUUGCUUGGUUGAGUAUAAUGUCUCUUGGCGUCUGUGUUUCGGUUUCGGUGUUGCAACUGUGGUAUCUGAGACGCUACUUUCAGAAGAAGAAGCUCAUAUAGAUUUUACUUUCUUGUAACUUACUUUUGUCAAAACCAAAUUGUUUUCUUUUAAGUUUUGGAGAAUCAGUGAUGUCCCUUGGCGUCUGUUUUUUAUUUUACUGUAUCAUUGGAGGUUAGUACAAGGGGUAUAGCGGAGGUUACAUAUAUAAAAUAUAAAGAUUUCUGAUGAAAUGGAAUGAAAUAGAACAGUAAAUAAUCAGAUUUUCUUGUUUGGAUUUGUAAUUAAUAGAUAGAAUAGAAUAAAAUAGAGUGGAAUCUAUUUUCUUUUCA
Messenger RNA from Lathyrus oleraceus (garden pea), 1056 nucleotides. Its product is annotated as transmembrane emp24 domain-containing protein p24delta3. The record is from RefSeq and is a predicted model, not a curated record. The coding region runs from base 127 to 786 and encodes 219 amino acids. The transcript has 4 exons. Lineage: Eukaryota; Viridiplantae; Streptophyta; Magnoliopsida; Fabales; Fabaceae.